ACCAUUAGAACAAAUAUUUUUUUUUUAUCAUUUUGCAUAUGAUACGAACUUGAUAUUAAAAAACAUGUUUAUUUGAAUACGCAUGUCUGUGAUGGUACUUGUAAAGUUUCAUAAUGUUAUUUAUUUGGUUUAUUUUAUUCUCCUACAUAGCAACAUGCAAAUCAUUAUAUAGUUUAGAACCAAACCAAUCUAUCCAUGAUGGUGAGACUUUAGUUUCAUCAGAUGGAACAUUCGAGGUUGGUUUCUUCAGUCCAAAAGAUUCAACAAAUCGAUAUUUGGGUGUAUGGUUCAGAAACGUUUCUCCUUUAACAAUUCUAUGGGUCGCAAACAGAGAAACACCACUUCAGAAAAAUUCAGGUGGAAUCUUAAAAUUCGAUUCAAAGGGUGUUCUUAUGCUUCUUAAUGGAACAACAAACACAACUUUUUGGUCCUCAAAUGUUACAACCAAAGAAGUGAAAAACCCAAUUGCACGUGUCUUGGACUCUGGUAAUCUUGUAGUGAAAAAUGGAAACUUUUCUAAAGAGAAACAAUUUUUGUGGCAGAGUUUUGAUUACCCAUGUGACUCGUUAUCAUUAAAUGCAAUGAAACUUGGAUGGGAUUUAGUAACUGGUCAUGAAAUAUUUUUAUCAUCUUGGAAAAGUAAAGUUGAUCCAUCUAAAGGUGAGUUUUCUCUAAGAAUUUAUCCAAAAGGGUAUCCACAACUUUUCAAAUUCAAAGGUUUUGAAAGAAAAUUUAGAAUUGGGUCAUGGAAUGGUGUUGGUUUUAGUGGAUAUCCAAAACAUAUACUCAAUCAACAACAUAGAUUUCGGCUUGUUUUCGAUGAAAAACAAGUUUACAUUGAAACUGAAAUCACCGAUAAAUCCAUAAUUUCCAUUUACAAACUUACCCCUUUAGGCCAUGGACAAGUUUCUGUUUUUACAAGAAAAACAAGAAAUUGGAAUGUCAUUUCAACUGGUGAAGAAGAUGAGUGUGAAAAUUAUGCUAUGUGUGGUGCUUAUUCUAUUUGCAAUAUGGAUGGAAAUGUUCCUAUUUGUAAAUGCUUAAAAGGGUAUGUUCCUAAGUUUCCUCGUCAAUGGAAUAUAUCAUAUUGGUCUAAUGGUUGUGUUCCAAAGAAUAAAUCUAAUUGUGAAAAUAGUUACAAAGAUGGCUUUUUGAAGUACAGUGACAUUAAAUUGCCAGACACGUCUUUGUCGUGGUUUAGUAAGAUCAUGAACCUUGAGGAAUGUAAGCAUUCAUGUUUGAAAAAUUGUUCUUGUACGGCCUACGCGAAUUUGGAUAUCCGGAAUGGAGGAAGUGGUUGUCUGCUCUGGUUUGAUGAACUGGUUGACAUAAGGAAGUUCUCCCAAAUGGGACAAGACCUUUAUGUUAGAGUCCCAGCAUCUCAACUAGAUGAUUUGCUUAUUAAUGGCAAUGGCAACAAGAAAAAAUUGGUAGGAAUCACAGUUGGGGUGAUUAGUUUUGGGUUUGUUACAUUCAUAUGCAUAAUGAUAUAUAUAAAGCGAGGAAGAAUAUUUUAUAAGAAGCAUUAUGAAAAUAUAUUGAGGAGGGAAGACACAGAUGUACCAACAUUUGAUUUGCAAAUCAUAGCUAAAGCCACUGAAAACUUUUCAAGCAGCAACAAAUUAGGUGAAGGUGGAUUUGGACCAGUAUACAAGGGUAUAUUAGCAUGUGGACAAGAAUUAGCAAUAAAAAAACUUUCAAAUAAGACUGGACAAGGUUUAGAGGAGUUUAAAAAUGAAAUGGUGAUAAUUGCCAAACUUCAACACCGUAACCUUGUCAAGCUCAUUGGUUAUUGCAUUCAAGGAGAAGAUGUAAUGUUGAUCUAUGAAUACUUGCCUAACAAAAGCUUGGACAAUUUUAUUUUUGAUGAAAAUAAAAGGAAGAUGCUAGACUGGUUCAAGCGUUUCAACAUCAUUUGUGGCAUUGCUCGAGGACUGCUUUAUCUUCAUCGAGACUCUAGAUUAAGAAUUAUUCAUAGAGAUUUAAAACCUAGUAAUAUUUUACUAGACGAAAAUUUGGAUCCAAAAAUAUCCGACUUUGGUUUAGCACGGACAUUGUUAGGAGAUCAAGUUGAGGCUAAUACAACCAGGGUGGCUGGAACCUAUGGAUACAUGCCUCCGGAGUAUGUUGUGCGUGGACGUUUCUCAAUGAAAUCAGAUGUCUUUAGUUACGGAGUGAUAGUUCUUGAAAUAAUCAGCGGAAAAAAGAACAGAGAAUUUUCACAUGCAGAACACUCCCACAAUCUUCUCGGACAUGCAUGGAGACUAUGGGCAGAAGGGAGUGAGCUAGAAUUAUUGGAUGAAAUGUUAUGGGAUAAAUGCAUACCUUCUGAAGUCAUCUGAUGCAUACAAGUGGGUUUAUUAUGUGUGCAACAAAGACCAGAAGAUAGACCGGACAUGUCAUCAGUACUUUCAAUGUUGGAUGGUGGGAAAUUAUUGCCUAAGCCAAAGGUUCCUGGCUUUUACAUUGAAAAAGAUCUUACUUGUGAGGAUGCUUUGUUGGAAAAAUAUGCAUUGUUCUUGCCAAAUGAAACGUCUAUUACAACAUUAGAGGCAAGAUGAACUACUAAGUAAAAGACAAGUGUUCUUCUAACAUAGGAAAAAUGAGUAAAGAUUCACUUUAUUCCUGUUCGACUUUACACACAUGCAAUAGUGUCCCCCAACUUUGUAAAGUGUGUAUUCAGUAAUUCUAUUCAAUUAUUAUAUUUUGGGUCAACUACUAUUUGUAAGACAGUUUUGAAGCAAAAAUCAUAUGUCCAUUUAUAUAUAAA
Cicer arietinum (chickpea) is the source of this 2770-nucleotide messenger RNA. Its product is annotated as G-type lectin S-receptor-like serine/threonine-protein kinase At4g27290. Gene Ontology annotation, molecular function: ATP binding; protein serine/threonine kinase activity. Gene Ontology annotation, biological process: recognition of pollen; protein phosphorylation. Lineage: Eukaryota; Viridiplantae; Streptophyta; Magnoliopsida; Fabales; Fabaceae. The record is from RefSeq and is a predicted model, not a curated record.